Hymenoscyphus albidus is the source of this 3259-nucleotide messenger RNA. Lineage: Eukaryota; Fungi; Ascomycota; Leotiomycetes; Helotiales; Helotiaceae. The record is from the annotation of a GenBank genome assembly.
CCUACCAAAGUCGCCCAGUAUCCACCGACAUCGUAUUUCCACUCCUCUUGCGAGCCAAUCCACUUCCCCACGACGCUGUGAGGGUGGAGAGACAUCAUAUAUUCCACCUCCCCGCCCCCGUUCGUGGAGGCAUUAGCAACUUGUUCGUCGGCCGCCCCAAUUAUUCUUCACCACAGGACUGAGGCGAGUAGACUCCACUCCACCAUCAGCCUCGCUCACGGCCUAGGAGACCUAGGAGACUCGCCAGAGGCAGAAGGAGAAAGGAAGCAGGCUGCAGAUCUAGACGCAACCCCCAAAUUCAUCUUUCCUAGAAGGGCCGUGGUAUAUUUGCAUUUGCAUAGGACUCGCGGGCGCGGGUCUUGCAAACUUGAUUUCUGUGCGGUGCAGUUAGUAGUGCCACUGUGCCAGCCAGUGCCAGCCAGUGCCAGUAGUGGCAGCGCCAGCCAGCCCUUCUGAACAUAUAUAUGUCUGGCUUUGGCAACCGACCAUCUCCUCUCUUACAAACCCACCGCACCGCCCAUUGCGUUAUCUGCAACCAAAGCACGAUCUCUGUUACCUUCACCAACCACGGGCAUUUGCCCCGUGCACGAACCACGACCUCGGUGACCACCCAUAGAUUGUUGGCAUCCUGUUGAUACAAAUCGGGGUCGGAAAAGUCAUUCACGACGACAUCAUCCAUGAGGAUUUCCGUCAACUGAGUACUUGUAGGGGUCUAUAUUGAGUCCAAUUGUCGGGAAUCAGCAGCAAGUGUACGGAGUACCUAUACCUCCUUACCACUGAACGGACCAAGACGAACACGCCAUGCAGAGCUUGAAUCACCACCCCCCUCCGCCCUAUCCUCCCCAACACGUGGGAGACACCAUCGAUACGCAGCAGCAGCAGUCGGCCGAGUUUCGAUCCGCCCAAGUUGAGGCGUUCAUGAACCGGGCCGUAGCUCAGAGUCGCUACUAUGACCUAGAGCCUGUUCCUGGAGAUUUGGGUCCAUGGACCCAGCCUAGUGUUGAACCAAGUAAGUUUCAGGUUCAGCUUGUGUUUUUUCUGUGCCACUAUUCACAGUUCUCAAUUUUGCCUGUUUUACUGCCAUUUUGGGAGUUUUGAAUUCUCCGUUGUUGAUUGGCUUAUAUGACCUUCUGCUUUGGAGUUUUGCUGCACUAUUACCCCCUUCGAACAUUCUACAAAAGCUGCCAAGUCAGAUAAGAAGCUUCCAUAUUACCUGACAUCCAGCAUGGGGGCACGAUGACGGAUGUUAGGGAAGACGCAGGGGAACAAGAUUCUGGCAUUGUUUGUUUUCCAGACACUGGUGUUGGGAAGUGGCGGUAUAUCGAGGGCAGAAGACGGAUGCAUCUCUUUUGUUCUCGAUGUCAUCAUUUCUCCUCAUUCUCCACCAUCUCGAACAGUGUCGUUUUCCUUCCUGAUGGAGACAGUUGGUUCUGGAUAGCUUCAAUUCCAUGAUGGACCAUGAAGAAAGAUGACGCGCCGCUCGCGUCCCGGGGAGGGCCACUGCAGGACGUCUACGAUGCGAUACACCUACGUUAUCGAAGAAAUCAAUGCCGCAUCCUCACGACCAUUCACAGAUCUUCGCGCAAUGCCAUCUCCGUCAUCUUCAUGAGUCACCAAGGCCCAAGGACGGUCCCUUUCAUGACACGACCAUGAAAUUCUGCAGCGUGGAAGAUCUCGCACCCGUUCGAACAUCGAUGUGGUAUUUGGCAGUGCUAUCAACAGGGGCCGCGUGAAACUCAGCAUCCCUUUAUAUGGCCCGAGUGGGCGUCUAUAUCCCGCCUACUGCAUUUCGUCAUAAACCUGCAUAUUAGGUGAUUACACGUGACGCAUCACGCAGGGACAUCGGAUGGCAGGCGUGACUUGACCAGCCCCGAGUGAGGCUUGAUCUUGCUCCUCAUUAUUCUUGAAUUGCAUGGCAUUGCGAAUACUUUAUUGGAAAUUCUCUGCCACAGAUUCAAGCAAACUUUUCCAGAAUCACUCUCGAGCUUGGACGUAUCUGAACGUUGCCGAAUGAUGGCGUAAACAGGUGGUGGCUUUUCCAUUGAAAUUCACAACCCUUACUCAUCACGACGAGGACUUCCAUCUUCCAUCUCAUUUUGAAUUACGAGACCUCAAUUACGAGGUUUUGAUAUUCGUCGAUUCCUCAUAAAAUUGAAAUUUCCCUCAUUUCUCCUCAACUGUUCUUCAAAAAACCCCAUGCUUCCUCUUCCCGACCCUCACUAACAAACAACGCAGUUAUCCCAGCUUCACACCAAGCAUCCUUCAGCGCCUGGAACCAACAAGUUGUUCCCCUCACAAACACCUUCACCAUGAAUCCCCAACCCAAUCCCAACGCCCUAGGAGGCUACUACGAAACCUACUACCCAACCCCCUCCUCCUCCACCGAAUCCACCCCUCCCAACGGUUUCGUACCAUAUUAUAUCGACACCACCCACCCUUCUCUCACCACACUCCAACAACCCCACUCAGGACAUCCCAUCUCCCCCUACCCAUCCAUCAUCUCACCUCACUCCCCACAAGACCACCACCUCCACGGCCCCUACCCACUCGACGACCCGGAAGCCGAGCAAAAACGGCUCCGCAACACCGCAGCAUCCGCCCGCUUCCGAGCGAAGAAGAAGAAACGCGAGGCCUCCCUCGAACGAGCAAGUGCCGAGCGUCGAGCCCUCGUAGGAAAACUCGAAGGGCGCGUCAAGGAGCUAGAAGAGGAGAACAAAUGGCUCAAGGAACUUGUCUGGGAGAAGCGAGAGAGGGGUCGGGACCCGAAAUCCCGGGAUCGCGAUGAUGAUGAUGGGGUCGAGGAGGAUAUGGGUAAGCGAGAGGGGGAUCGAAAUGAUGGGGUUGGUACCAAGUGAUGUUUCUCUAAAUGCGGGGGCGUGGAUCAUAGUGUUUUGACAUGCUAUGAACAGCUUCCGGGGUGGGUGGUGGUGGGAUGGGGGGAGUUGGGAUGUAAGGAAGGUGGGAUGUUUUGAUGAUCUUUUCCAGAAUGGUAAUGGGACGACUAGCGGCGACGUUUUUUUUCUUUUCUUUGAAAUUUGGACUUUGGUCAACGCUUAUUUACGAAUUGCGAGGUUGGUGAUGGGGUCAACGGAACACCUACCCUCCUUAGGGCUCUCGCAAAACUCGCUUACAACAAACAAAUGCUCGUUUACAGAACAGCAAUGACGAAUUGACAUGACGAAAUUGACACGGAGUGAUGGAGUAGCUCGGCAGCUCGGUAGCUCGGUAGCUCGGUAGCUCGGACGGGCUCAGGGGAAGG